AUGAGUUCAAGAUCUAUAUCAAAUGAUUCCAAAAAGAUUGAUACAUCAAGUGAUAAAGAUCAAGAUAUAACUACAGGUGAAGUCAUAACUUCUUUCAUCUCACCAUUAAACAAUACAAAAGAUAUAGAGAAGAAUGCAGAUGAAGCUCUUACGCUUGCCUUAGCAAAUCAAGAUAGACAUAUUGAACUUGACCCCAAAGCAACCAAAAGAUUGAUUAGAAAAGUUGAUUUUUGUAUCUUACCAAUGAUUGGGAUUUUAUAUGCAUGUCAAUUUAUGGAUAAAAUCACACAUUCUUAUGCUGCUGUUAUGGGUCUCAAGAUUGAUUUAGGAAUGAAAGGUGAUAUGUAUGCAUGGACUGCUACAAUUUUUUGGCUUGGUUAUUUAAUAUUUGAAUUUCCUGCAAGUUAUAUGCUUCAAAAAUUUCCCUUAUCUAAAAUGACUUCAAUUUUUAUAUUUAUUUGGGGUGUUAUAUUAUGUUUACAUGCUGUUCCAAAUUAUGCUGGAUUUUUAACAUUGAGAUUUCUUUUAGGUGUUUUUGAAAGUUCAAUUUCACCAGCAAUGGUUAUAUUAACUAGUCAAUGGUAUCCUAAAGAAUUACAUUUCCAAAGAACUUGUUUUUGGUUUGCUUGUAAUGGGAUUGGUAUUAUGAUGGGUGGUGCAAUUGCUUAUGGAUGUGCUAUAAAUGCCGAAUCAUAUCCAUUUGAAGCAUGGAAACUUUUAUUCAUUGUUACAGGUUUAAUGACUAUUGUUUUAUCUUUCCUUUUCGCUUUACAUAUCCCUGAUACACCGGCAAAAGCAUGGUUCUUAUCAUCUGAUGAAAAAUUAUUGAUUGUGGAAAUUAUUAGAAAUAAUCAACAAGGUUUUGGUAAUAAACAUUUUAAAAAAUAUCAAUUCAUUGAAACCAUGAAAGAUCCAUUAACUUGGAUGUAUUUUUGGUUUGCAUUAAUAAGUAAUAUACCAAAUGGUUCAUUAACAAAUUUUGGUAGUAUUUUAUUAUCAGAAGAUUUUGGUUAUGAUGCUAAAUCAAGUCUUUUAAUGAAUAUGCCAUGUGGUGCUGUUGAGUUUGUUGGAUGUAUUAGUAUUUCAAUGUUGGCUUAUAAGAUUAAAAGAACUUUUGUAUCAAUGUUUGCAAUGGUUUUAGCAUUAUUGGCAUCAUGUCUUUUAGCAUUUCCUGAGAAUAAUAAUAAUGCAAGAUUAGCAGGUUAUUAUCUAGAGUAUAUUUUCCCAUUAUCUAUGAUGUGUGCAUUGUCUUUAAUUGCAUCUAAUACAGCGGGUCAUACAAAGAAAAUCACCACUACUGCAAUAUAUUUCAUUGGGUUAUGUACUGGGAAUCUUAUUGGACCUCAAACUUUCACAGGGGCUCCUUAUACAGGUGGGAAGAUUGUCAUUGUUGCUUGUAAUGUUAUAACUUUGAUCAUCAUCAUUAUGACUUAUUUUUAUUAUAAGUAUUUGAAUAAGAAGAAACAAGAGAAUCUAGCAAAGAUGAGUGAAGAAGAGUUGAAAGCUUUUGAAAAUACAGAAUUUGCUGAUUUAACUGAUAGAGAAAAUCCAAAUUUUAAAUAUAGUUUAUAG
Hansenula ciferrii is the source of this 1572-nucleotide messenger RNA. RefSeq lists its product as uncharacterized. The transcript has a single exon. Gene Ontology annotation, cellular component: plasma membrane. Gene Ontology annotation, biological process: dipeptide transport; allantoate transport; tripeptide transport. Gene Ontology annotation, molecular function: allantoate transmembrane transporter activity; dipeptide transmembrane transporter activity. The record is from RefSeq and is a predicted model, not a curated record. The coding region runs from base 1 to 1572 and encodes 523 amino acids. Lineage: Eukaryota; Fungi; Ascomycota; Saccharomycetes; Phaffomycetales; Wickerhamomycetaceae.